Messenger RNA from Linum trigynum, 3753 nucleotides. NCBI's taxonomy places the organism in Eukaryota, Viridiplantae, Streptophyta, Magnoliopsida, Malpighiales, Linaceae. The record is from the annotation of a GenBank genome assembly.
GCAUAAUGUUAAGGAUAAGGCGAGUUGGCACUGGUACUACUCAAAGGAGGAGAAGACAAAUGUAGAUGGUGAAGAAAAGGACAGGGGAUGGAAGACUGGAGAAGUUGAGUUUAUUAAUCACCAUUCAGCUAGGUGACCAGAAAACAACAGAGUCGUUUUCUCUGGUUUAUCAGCUCAGAUUUAGAUAGGAAGAGGAAGAAGAAGCACCCAUUAAGAGAUAGAGUAAAAAGAAUUCGACUUUCUGGGGAGGGAGAGGGCAACAGGGAGCAAAUGGCAAGUCGCAGGAUUUCUUCCUUGCUUUCUCGCUCACUCUCUGCUUACUCUGCAUCACCCUCCUCUGCUUCCCUACUUCUCUUCCAUGGAAGAGUUAUCCAUGGCAGGGGAGAGGGAAGAACCAUCCGUGGGUUCGGCACGAAUGCUGCUGUCGAGGAAUUGGUCACUCCCCCAGUUAAAAUCAGCUACACCCAGCAUCUAAUCAACGGGCAGUUCGUUGAUUCGGCUUCCGGCAGAACAUUUCCUGCAUAUGAUCCUCGUACCGAGGAAGUGAUCGCCCACGUUGCUGAAGCUGACGCUGAAGAUGUAGAUCGGGCUGUAAAAGCUGCCAGGAAAGCAUUUGAUGAAGGGCCAUGGCCCAAGAUGACCGCUUAUGAAAGGUCAUUGAUACUUCUGAGGUUUGCUGAUUUAGUGGACAAGCAUAGAGAUGAACUUGCAGCUCUAGAGACAUGGAACAAUGGGAAGCCUUAUGAACAAGCUGCCAAAGCGGAAUUGCCAUCGUUUGCUCGUCUGUUUCGUUACUAUGCUGGUUGGGCAGACAAGAUUCAUGGGAUGACAAUGCCAGCAGACGGCCACCAUCACGUUCAGACAUUGCACGAACCAAUCGGUGUUGCGGGACAGAUCAUUCCAUGGAACUUCCCACUCAUCAUGUUUGCUUGGAAAGUUGGCCCUGCUUUGGCCUGUGGCAACACUAUUGUUCUCAAAACCGCUGAACAGACACCUCUUACAGCUCUGUAUGCUGGCAAGUUGUUCCAGGAGGCUGGUCUACCGCCGGGGGUGCUAAACAUAGUUUCUGGGUAUGGUCCAACAGCUGGCGCUGCCCUUGCUAGCCACAUGGAUGUUGAUAAGCUUGCUUUCACAGGAUCAACCGAGACCGGCAAAGUUGUGCUCCGAUUGGCAGCCAACAGCAACCUUAAGCCAGUGACACUAGAGCUUGGAGGGAAAUCACCCUUCAUAGUGUGUGAGGAUGCUAAUGUCGACAAGGCCGUGGAGCUUGCACAUUUUGCCUUGUUCUUCAAUCAGGGCCAGUGCUGCUGUGCUGGGUCCCGAACCUAUGUCCAUGAACGAGUGUACGACGAGUUUGUUGAGAAAGCAAAGGCUCGAGCCCUGAGACGUGUAGUUGGCGAUCCAUUCAGGAAGGGUGUUGAACAAGGCCCUCAGAUCGAUUCAGAGCAGUUUAAGAAGGUGCUGAGGUACAUUAAGUCAGGUGUUGAGAGCGACGCUAAACUGGAAUGCGGUGGUGAUCGAUUCGGCUCCAAAGGCUAUUUCGUCCAACCCACUGUUUUCUCCAAUGUUCAGGAUGAUAUGUUGAUAGCACAAGACGAGAUCUUCGGCCCGGUUCAAUCCAUCCUCAAGUUCAAGGACUUGAAGGAGGUGAUUCAGAGGUCCAACACUACUCGAUACGGGCUGGCUGCAGGAGUAUUCACUCAGAACAUCGACACGGCGAACACCCUGUCGAGGGGGCUGAGAGCAGGGACGGUGUGGGUGAACUGCUUCGACGUGUUCGACGCUGCCAUCCCUUUCGGAGGGUACAAGAUGAGUGGGAUUGGGAGGGAGAAGGGCAUCUACAGUCUCCACAACUACUUGCAAGUCAAGGCAGUCGUUACCCCUCUCAAGAAUCCUGCUUGGCUGUAGGUUCCCGCAAAAAAAAAAAAAAAAAAGUGAAUUGAACACAGCAUAUCUGGAAGCAAGUUGCUAGGUGACUGGGAACAUCAAAGAUUGAUGUUCGGCUGUCCACCAGUGAAGAUAGUAAGUGUGUGCUACUGCUGCAACCAGGAUGAAUAUGUAAAUCAUGUUGUGUGGUUUUGUGAAAUGCCAGAGACAGUAGCUAACCAAACAGGAGGGUUUUGUCCAAGUGGGCAAGUGGUUUCGACCCUGAUUGUUUGAAAAUGGAAAGCAAAGCACUAAAUAUAAACUAACAAAUCGAAUAAGACAUACCAGCAAACCCACUUAAACACAUGGCAAGGCAACAGAUUAAUCUCUGUAAGGUUGUUAUUAAAUAACUUUAUGAGUGUGUUGAUUCCUAGUUUAUGUAUUGUCCACUGCAGAUUUUGACGUGUUGAUCUUUCUCUCUCCAAGUAAUGAUAUGGAUAAAACAGUUAGAAGUAGAACCUCUACCCAGAACACCAUUUAGUGAAGCUAUCCUACAAAAUCAUAGAAAAUCAACUUUAAUAGAGACAGUAACAGAGUUUUACGUGCCAUUUUAUAGGCAGUUCAGUUGACAGUCCGCGAACCUACACUAAACAAUAUAUAAAAGGAGAAAUGAUUCUACUAACGACACUCUCGAAACAGGGGAGGCACCCUACGAAUCUUUACCACUUUGAGGCGAAACUGACGAAUAACCUCGUAAGAAUCACCUUCCAUUAUAAGACUAGGCAGACUUCUAGAGACCGCAAAGGAAAUUACAUUUCUAGCCGCUAGAAACUCUACAAGGUAGCAGGGGCGGAGCUAGGAUUUAACGAUCGGGGAGCCCGAAGUUUUCGUAAAACGUUAUCGAAAAAGGCUAAAAAAAUAGUUUUGUUUUAUUAGAACCACAACAAUAAAUACAUUAAGUUCAAUAUAAAUAAAAAUUAUAUAAAUAUAAUAAUAUAUUUUAAUAUUGUCAUUGUAUCGCGCGUUCUAUUUGCAUAACUAAAAAUCAAAUAUAUAUAAAUAUUAGCAUAAGAAAACAAUUACUGUUUAUAUAGUCUAAUAGUUACAAUUGAAGAACUUAAUUGAUAGAUUUGAAAUUAAGAAAUUUAAAUCAUGAAUGAAGUUAUUAAAGGGGAAUAAAAUUACAAAUACUUCUCAUGUAUCUCGAACUGUCCUUAAAAUUGAAGAAUUUAAUUGAAAUUAUUCUAUUAAAGUUUAUAAUUAAAUAUAAUUAAAAAAGUUAAUAUGGCUAAAUCAAUUUAUUGAAGUGCUUAAUUAAUUGAUUUCACUUAAUGGAUUCUCAAAAUUGCUUAAGAAAAGGAGGGUAAACAGAAAUAAGGAAAAAAAGUACAAGCUUGCUUCUCACAACCAUCGAACCAGGGAACAGAAGCUAGUUUCGAAAAAUAAUCCCCUCAAUUUCCGUUAGACUAAACCAAGCUCGUUGUCAUUCUAUUGCACGUCAAGAUAUUUAAUCGUAACCUUUAGUUUAUAGGUAUAAUACCGAACAUUUUAUACGUAACUUUCAAGAUUCUCGGGGGGGCCGGGGCCUCCCCGAGGACUGCUGUAGCUCCGCCCCUGCAAGGUAGGGACCGGUCACUCCCUUGUGGUGGGAACCCAAUGCCCGAAUGACUUGCCCAUAUGAUAGGCGAACCACAAGGCCAGACGAGCAACCAAAGGCGAAAUCGGAGCUACAUAGUGUCCAGGGGGCUCUCGUCCUCAGAACUUAAAAAAAAAGUAUGAAUGCUAGGGAAUUAUGAAAAUUAUGUAGUAACUGAAGUGGGUUUCAUUAACAGGAAGCUUGUGCAAUAACUUUAGGAGUGUGUUUGGAUAUAAAGAUUUGUAUUUAGU